UAUAUGUCUACAUUCAUGAAGGCAAAAGGUCAUGCAAGCAGUGAAUUGAUCCAUAGCUUCCCUAUUAGAGAAAUUCAUUUUGAUUGGAAAUCUAGAAGUCCGAACUUGGAUUGUGGUGUGUUCAUGUUGUACCAUUGUUGUUUGUACAAUGGCAAAAGAUUUAAAUCUGCUCAUCUCCAUAAGGCUAGGGAGCGCAAACUAUACCGUGCUGAGAUUUGUGCAUCAUUGGUCUUGUCUGACUUAAAUAUAAUUCGAGCCCCUCUCCUUAUUUCUCUUGAAAACUUCAACAAAGAUAGGCAAAGUAUAGUAGUUUCCGUUGUCCAACAUGAAAUAGAGGAGGAAGAGAACAAGAAACAAGGAAAAAGAAAGGAAAAGAAGAUAGACUGUGACAUGACAAUUAAGCAGAGUUAGGAAAUCAAUGUUGAUAGAAAGUUUUUCAUUUUGAACUGUAGAACAUAGAUAUGUUUGUUCAAAGGUUCUUUUAUCGUUUUGUUAACUUUUGAUACAUAUAUUUUACAUAGUUUGAACAUAUUAUUUUCCUAAUAGAAACUAUGAAUUCUUAGUAGUUCUUUGGGUUAUUAUUUGGUAUUUUAUUUUG
Molecule: messenger RNA, 598 nt
Organism: Beta vulgaris subsp. vulgaris (sugar beet)
Lineage: Eukaryota; Viridiplantae; Streptophyta; Magnoliopsida; Caryophyllales; Amaranthaceae
Exons: 2
Coding region: 4-411 (135 amino acids)
Source: RefSeq, a predicted model, not a curated record